Molecule: messenger RNA, 1434 nt
Organism: Ziziphus jujuba (common jujube)
Lineage: Eukaryota; Viridiplantae; Streptophyta; Magnoliopsida; Rosales; Rhamnaceae
Product: 26S proteasome regulatory subunit RPN13
Exons: 14
Coding region: 194-1195 (333 amino acids)
Biological process (GO): ubiquitin-dependent protein catabolic process
Cellular component (GO): proteasome regulatory particle, lid subcomplex; nucleus; cytoplasm
Molecular function (GO): proteasome binding; ubiquitin binding; endopeptidase activator activity
Source: RefSeq, a predicted model, not a curated record
UUCAGUAUCUUUCACCAGUCUGAAAAAGCGAAUUUUGAAAAACUCAUCGACAUCGAUCCACCAAGGAGGGAAAAACAGAAUAAGAAGCUGCCUUUUUUUUUUUUUUUUUUUUUUGAGUAUAAACAAAAAAAAAAAAAAGAAAAAAAAGAAGAAGAGGUUUUGUAUCAAUUGAGAAUAGCGGAGGCUAUCGGCUAUGGGUUCAUCUUCAACAGAAGUACCAACAAUGCAGGAAAUUAUGUUGGAGUUUCGUGCUGGUAAAAUGUAUUUUCAGGGAAAAACUGUUGUACCUGAUACCCGUAAGGGACUCGUUCGCCUAGCAAGGGGUGAAGAGGGAUUAGUCCGUUUUCAGUGGCUUGAUCGGACGCAAAAUGUUGUUGAAGAUGAUCAGAUUAUUUUCCCUGAUGAAGCUGUUUUUGAGAAGGUUAAUCAAGCAUCAGGAAGGGUGUACAUACUGAAGUUCAAUAGUGAUGACAGGAAGUUCUUCUUUUGGAUGCAGGAGCCUAGAGCUGAAGGUGACACGCAGAUAUGUAGCUCUGUAAACUACUACAUCAACCGGCCAUUAGAGUUUCUUGGUGAAGAAGAGCCUGAUGCUUCUGUUCCACUGCAAGUUUCUGAAGAUAUGCUUGAAGAUGAUAUCUCAUCAAGAGCUGGAAACUUGAUUGGCUCAAACUUGGGUGCUGAAGUCACUAGUGAAGCAACCUCUUCAUCUGGCCCAGUGAAAUUGGAAGACCUGCAAAGAAUCCUGAGCAACAUUGGGCCUACGGACUCUGAUACGUGUAAUGAUAUGGUACUUGUUGCAGAUGGUGCCGGAGAUCCAGAUGGAGGCUUGAGUUUAGGGGAUAUAUUGAAGCCUGAUCUGGUGAUGCCGUUGAUCGAGACAUUGCCACUCGAAGAACUUUUAGCAUCUUACUUACCUGAGGGUCAAUGGUCGCCUGAGGAUAUACUGGAGUUGCUUCAGAGCCCACCUUUCCGCCAACAAGUAGAUUCAUUUACUUAUGUCCUUCGAACUGGACAGAUAGAUUUGACUCAGUUUGGAAUUGACCCAAGUAAAUAUAAGUUCACAGUUUUGUCUUUUCUUGAGGCUCUUGAGGAUUCUGUUGCCAAAACUUCAGAGUCAGAGGAGUCAAGACAGGAUGACAAGGAUUUAAGAUCUCAAUCAUGUAACCGUAAUGAUACCAUGGACGAGUCCCGGUAGUGGGACAAGUUUCUUGCAUGGCGGAAGCUGCUUAUGAUUCUUCCUGCCCUGUUUUAUAUGUUGGAGAACUUUUUAUCCUCUUACUUUUGAUCUUUCUCCUCAAUCUAUACGAAUUACGGAUUGGAGUAAAGGAAAAAGAAGCAAAGAGAAGAGAGAAAAGCCAUUGAUCUGUUUAUUAGCAUUUAGAACUCCCUCUUGUACACAGACGAAUAAUAAAUCUAAAGUUUUCUCAUUGUGUA